Molecule: messenger RNA, 3431 nt
Organism: Dreissena polymorpha
Lineage: Eukaryota; Metazoa; Mollusca; Bivalvia; Myida; Dreissenidae
Product: nuclear pore complex protein Nup214-like
Exons: 10
Coding region: 70-2100 (676 amino acids)
Biological process (GO): RNA export from nucleus; protein import into nucleus
Cellular component (GO): nuclear pore
Molecular function (GO): structural constituent of nuclear pore
Source: RefSeq, a predicted model, not a curated record
CAAGAUGGCAGUAUUUCAUCGGCGACGUAUGUUGACAAUGCUUACAAUCGGUCAUUAGGUCGGGUAGGGAUGCCGAGGGGGAGCAUGCCGAUUUCGAACAGAUGUGGCAGAAGCUAUGGCUAUUCUGACAUUCCAAUACGGUUUUCAACCCUUACACCGAAUGAUGAUGAUGAUUCUGGUAGUAGAUCAACUUCGGUCACCAUAAGUGAGUCAGCUGCAUCUUCGUCUAAGACAUAUGUUGACAAUGCCUACAACAGGAGUGUUGGGCAGGUUGGGAUCCAGGCCAGUUCAACAGCUAGUGGCUUGCCAGCCUUUGGUUCUGCUGGUCUCACUAACAGGUCGGGAGCCAGUGCACCUUUGUCAUUCACCCCAAGCAACAUCUCAACGCCUGUUGCCCAGCCUGGCCCACCCAGCACCAACACAUCUCAGGGUACCGGUCCGGCUACUUUGAUAAUCUUUUCAUCAACCUCGGCUGGGAUUACUGGUUCUUCUGCAUCGUUUACUUCUACACAGCCAGCCACUACAUCGUCAUUUGGGACUUUUGCAGCCCGUUUGAAUAAUGAAGGUGGAAAAGCCGGUGCUGGCGCUAAUAGUUUUAGUUUCAUGCCAACAGCUCCUGCAGGGACUUCUGUAGGAUUUGGAGUCAAAACAGCUACUGGAGAUGCAACCCUUGAUGCACCCAGAUCCCCCACAGAGGCCCCUCCUCCUCGCUACCCCUCGGGCGGGGCCUCCGCCCAAUCUCCCCGGUACUCCCCAACCCCGGGGCAGACUGACCUGACCCCUGGGGCAGCAGACCUGACCCCCGGGACAGCUGACCUGACCCUCACAGCAGCAGACCUUACCCCUGGGGCAGCAGACCUGACCCCCGGGGCAGCAGACCUGACCCCCGGGCCAGCAGACCUUACCCCUGGGGCAGCAGACCUGACCCCCGGGGCAGCAGACCUGACCCCCGGGCCAGCAGACCAGGCGGAGAUACAGUUCUCACAGAGCAUCAGGGAGGAGAUCAAUCACUUUGAGCGUGAAAUGGGUGAGUUACGUGCGCGGGCUGCAGGUGUUGACAUGCGCGUAGGCUCUCGUGAGGAGAUGACGCAGCUACUGGCUCACACCCAGGACAUGCAGGCGUUCUCUGACGAGAUCAGGAAGACAGUACAGGACCAGAAUCAAAAGGUGCAGGGAGAGAGGAUGCUAUGCUUGGACCUGUUCUCGCAAGUGGAGGAAUGCCGGCGCCGAUGGAAACUCAACACAGACCCCAAAUACCUGCACCUGCUCAAGACGUGCGCUCUGGACCCCGGCGGUGCUGAAAGGCUCAAGCAUCUCCAGCAGCAGUACCAGCUGCUGGAUCAGAUCCUGAGCCGCCUGAGGGAUGUGGACCUAAUACUGGAUACACAGUGGGAGGAAUACCAGAACAGGAAGACAAACAAGAUGGCCAUGCCAACCAAUGAUGCACUGUACCGCGUCGUCAAGAGCAACCACAGCCUGAUCACGGCCCAUAAGGGGAAGCUGCGCCAGCUGGAGGAGAGACUGAAGCAGCUGAAACUGUACAACCAGACGUCCACCUGGAGUAACACCAGCAUCACCACCAGUCACGAUGUCAGUGAGUUUUCUAACUUGGCUGAUACUCUCCUGUCGGGGAGUCCAAUAAAGUCCAGCUCGAGUCACUCUUCUGUGAAGGAGGAAAGGAAAAUGAGCAGGACCAAGAUGGAACGACUCAGGGACCACCUGAUGUCACGCAAUGGGCCAACUGUACGAUCAACUAAACCAGGCCACCGGUCCGUGUUGACCAUCCCUGACCACCAGCUAGUGACAGCCAGAUCUACCACUGACCGGGAAAACGGGGCCAUGUAUGGGAACACGCCCCAGAGGGGCGCAGGCGAAUUUGUGAAAUGGGGAGAACGUGAUGUGGAUCGAAUGGCCCAGCCUAACCAUCAGAAGGACAAGUCGUCCAAAUCUCAGCCCGGGAACCAGCCUGUGUCCAACAAAGUUGGGGGCCUGAAGGGCUUCUCCCAAGGCAUCAUAGACAAGGGUGAGAAGAUGAUGGAGAAGGGCCAGCAGCUUAUCAUGUCUAGGGAUCCCGCUAGUACCAAACCAGGUUCAAUGUGAAAAUGCCUCCCUAUAGACAUGCACUGCCUGGGGUAUGGGUCCCACAUAAGACAGGCAUGGAGAGAUGCAUACAGGGCGUAUGAUAGACUGGAGACUGCACGGUUGCCUGGAACACCAUUGAUAACUACGGGUAGUAAAGCAGAGGGACUGACACGCUUGUAUGAAAGUGACUGGGAUCGCCUUUAUGUAGUAAGAGGCAUCAUUUGUUUAUAAGGUGGUGUUAAUUCUGACAGAUUACCAAGGGAGACAGUUGUGUUUACAUUAAAUACCGACAUAUGCUACUACGGACAUUGUAGGCUUCAUUUACUAGAGCGACAUGGUACAAUGAUUCCAACAUUAAUUCGGGAUGCUCUGUGUUAUGAUGGAAAUGGGCAUGUUCUCCUGAGUAGUGCUUUAUAUUUUGAUAACUACAAUAAGGUGGAAUUAACGCAAGGCCAAGUGCGUCACGAACGUGCAGGACCAUCAAGGCAGAGUUCAAUUGAGGCAUUGCAUACUGACAUGGUCGUUUCUUUACGCUGUCACUGUCCUGGCAUACUAUUGAGAUGGACAGAACGUAGUCGCCAUUGGCAACCACCGGAUAUCGUUCACAUAGUUGAAAGAAUGGGAUCAUUUGUGACACCUGUUGGUUUUAAGGGUAGUGAAAAUCAACAUGUAGAAUGAAGGAUUUGCUUUUAUACUGGGGAGAAUGAACUCUUGAGCUGUCUUAAUAACACUCAGGUGUACGUUUAUGUUAUAUUGAAAAUGGUGGUUAAGGAUGUGUUAAAGCCAGUAAAGAAGGAAAUUUCAUCAUACACAGUAAAAACAUUGUAUUGUGGCUUUCGGAGAGCAAUCCACAGGUACGGUUUAAUGAAAGUAGUUUUUUUAUUGGCUUCGGGAAGGACUGGGGCAACUAAAAACGGCAAUAAUAAAGACCCAUCUGCCAUAUUAUAUAAUACCAGAAAGGAAUCUGAUGGAAGCUUGCGGACUCGAUGCAGAGCAAAAGCGUAACAGGGUUGAUGAACGAAGGUGAAACGAUAUAAAUUAGAUUGCCGAAGAUAAGGAAGGCAAUAGUAUCGCACCCAGAGCCACUGAUGUGGUAUGGCAAGAAAAUAUUGGAACCUGAACGUCUGUUGCUUAAGGGCAUGAACAGAAGGUUGUAUUGCUCAGAUAAAAAUCGUGUGGAAAAUGAGUUGGAUCCUAUGUCGCAGGCGCUACAGAGAUGUGUAACGGAGAUUUCGAUAGAGAUCGGCCAGAGAAUGAAUUGGGAAGGAAGUCGGAUUGUUGAUCGGAAGGAGAUAUAUACCAUGAUGUUGAUGUAAUGUCCUUAUUAUGCAAUAAUCGCCGAAAAUGAA